Molecule: messenger RNA, 969 nt
Organism: Procambarus clarkii (red swamp crayfish)
Lineage: Eukaryota; Metazoa; Arthropoda; Malacostraca; Decapoda; Cambaridae
Product: formin-2-like
Biological process (GO): microtubule cytoskeleton organization
Cellular component (GO): microtubule
Molecular function (GO): calmodulin binding; microtubule binding
Source: RefSeq, a predicted model, not a curated record
AUGGCUCCGCCCCGGGUGAAGGAGGCGGGACUUAUGGCUCCGCCCCGGGUGAAGGAGGCAGGACUUAUGGCUCCGCCCCGGGUGAAGGAGGCGGGACUUAUGGCUCCGCCCCGGGUGAAGGAGGCGGGACUUAUGGCUCCGCCCCGGGUGAAGGAGGCGGGACUUAUGGCUCCGCCCCGGGUGAAGGCGGCGGGACUUAUGGCUCCGCCCCGGGUGAAGGCGGCGGGACUUAUGGCUCCGCCCCGGGUGAAGGAGGCGGGACUUAUGGCUCCGCCCCGGGUGAAGGCGGCGGGACUUAUGGCUCCGCCCCGGGUGAAGGCGGCGGGACUUAUGGCUCCGCCCCGGGUGAAGGAGGCGGGACUUAUGGCUCCGCCCCGGGUGAAGGAGGCGGGACUUAUGGCUCCGCCCCGGGUGAAGGAGGCGGGACUUAUGGCUCCGCCCCGGGUGAAGGCGGCGGGACUUAUGGCUCCGCCCCGGGUGAAGGCGGCGGGACUUAUGGCUCCGCCCCGGGUGAAGGCGGCGGGACUUAUGGCUCCGCCCCGGGUGAAGGAGGCGGGACCUGUGGCUCCGCCCCGGGUGAAGGAGGCGGGGCCUGUGGCUCCGCCCCGAGUGAAGGAGGCGGGGCCUGUGGCUCCGCCCCGGGUAAAGGAGGCGGGACCUGUGGCUCCGCCCCGGGUGAAGGAGGCGGGGCCUGUGGCUCCGCCCCGGGUGAAGGAGGCGGGGCCUGUGGCUCCGCCCCGGGUGAAGGAGGCGGGACCUGUGGCUCCGCCCCGGGUGAAGGAGGCGGGGCCUGUGGCUCCGCCCCGGGUGAAGGAGGCGGGGGCCUGUGGCUCCGCCCCGGGUGAAGGAGGCGGGACCUGUGGCUCCGCCCCGGGGCAGCUGGGAGCAGCUGCAGGUGGCCGGCCACACUCGCGCCUCACCCGCCGCUGGGACCGGCCACCACCACUACUCCGUCUUCUGCGUCCAUGA